Messenger RNA from Tetrahymena thermophila SB210, 1782 nucleotides. Its product is annotated as vacuolar protein sorting-associated protein. Gene Ontology annotation, cellular component: Golgi membrane. The record is from RefSeq and is a predicted model, not a curated record. The transcript has 6 exons. Gene Ontology annotation, biological process: vesicle-mediated transport; intracellular protein transport. Lineage: Eukaryota; Ciliophora; Oligohymenophorea; Hymenostomatida; Tetrahymenidae.
AUGAUGCAAAUGAAGAGAACAUAGACUACUCUUUCGCCUUUUAAGGUGUUAGAGGAUUAUUUUGAAAGAAUGCUCUAAUAAGUUAGCGGUAUUAAAUGCUUAGUUUUAGAUGUCGAGACUACUCCAAUUAUUAGUUUGAUAUUUAGUCAAAGCAAAAUUUUGAAAAAAGAUGUUUAUUUAAUCGAGCGUAUUGAAAUGCCAAGUGAUGGCAAAAUGUAGCAUUUAAAAGCAAUAUAUUUUAUCCGUCCAACAGAAGAAAAUCUGAAACUUUUAUAGAAAGAAAUUGAAAAGCCAAGAUUUGCUGAAUAUUAUAUUUUCUAUUCAAAUAGCGUACCAAAUUUGACAAUUGAAAGUUUAGCAUAAAUUGAUACAAACGAUUAUAUUAAAGAGAUUCAUGAAGUAUAUGCAGACUAUUAUUGCCUUUCAAGAGAUUUGUUUUCUAUAAAUAUUCUUAAUACAUUUGGUUUAACUAAAGAAUACACUUCAUGGGGUUAAUUGGACAAUUAGAUUCUCCAAAGAACCUAUGAAGGUUUAUUAUCUCUCCUUUUAUCACUAAAAAGAAUCCCUAUGAUAAAGUAUCUUUCUUCUUCAGAGCCUUGUUUCCACAUAGCUUCUAAGUUGACCAAAAAACUUCGUGAUGAAAGAGAUAAUAACAAAAGUUAGUUAGGCGCAGAUACUAAAACUUUAUUAUUAAUUUGGGAUAGAAGAGAAGACCCUAUAACUCCACUUCUUAAUCAAUGGACAUAUUAAGCAAUGCUUCACGAAUUAAUUGGAAUAAAUAACAACAGAGUAGAUAUUGAAAGAAAAAUGCGUGCUUUUAACGAAGCAAACUAUUCCUCAAAGGAAGAACAAAUGGAAAAAGAAUUUGUUGUCUCUGAUCAUGAUGAUUAGUUUUAUUGUGAUAAUAUGUACGAAAAUUUUGGUGCUCUAGCUGAUAAUAUUAGAAACUUAAUUGAAUCAUAUCAAACUGAGUAACAAAGAAAUAAGAAAAUGGAUACACUUGCAGAUUUGUAGAAUGCUGUAAACAAUUUGCCAGAAUUAAAAAAAAAGUCAACUAAUCUAAAUAAACAUGUCACAUUAAGUAGUGAGGUUACUAAAUUAAUUGAGGAACAAAGAGUUAUGGCAAUCUCAUAGGUCGAAUAGGAAAUAUCAUCAAAAGAAGCUAGAAACGAUCAAGCUAAGAUGGUUUUUGAUAUUUUGAACAAUCCUGAUAUUCCAAAGUAUUAAAAAUUAAAACUUGUUGUCUUAUAUGCUUUGAGAUACGAAAAUGAUGAUAAAAUUGGAAGAAUGAAAGAAGAGCUUAGAAAGAAUCAAGUAAGUCAAGAUAAGUUAAACUAUGUUAAUUAUGCUAUAGAAUAUGCUGGAAAAGCUAAGAGAUCUGGAGAUAUUUUCAAUACUAAGAAUUUGGGUAUUCGUUUGUUGAAUAAUUUAAAGAGUGCUGUAAAAGAUGUUCCUAAUUUGUUUGCUUAACAUAAACCCUAUAUAAUGAACAUAAUUAAUCAAAUCGGGGAAGGAACUUUAAAAGAAAGUGAAUUUACUACUACUGAUUUACACAGCUUUAGAGAGAAGCCUAAUGAGAUAAUUAUCUUUAUAGUUGGAGGUGCAACCUAUGAAGAAGCUUAACACAUCGGCACUAUGAAUAGAGAUAAAUAUACUAAUAUACUUCUAGGAGGAACUUAUGUUCACAACUCUUAAACAUUUAUGAGUGAAAUAGCUAGUAUUGGAAAAGAAAGAAAAGAAGAAUUUGGAAUGAACAACUCCCAGGCAAAUAGUUUCAGAUGA